AUGUCUUUCAAAGCCGUGACUUUGCCGAAGUCUUUGUCCGACCCAAAUCAGUGGGACAAACUCGUGGACCAUUACAAAGAAUUCCGACUCCUCUCUCUGCAACUAUCCCCAGAGUCUUUCAGCUCAAACUAUGCACGCGAAGCGGAGUUUACGAAGGAUGUAUGGGAAGCCCGCUUGAGUAACCCACUAGCAUCUAGUAUCAUCAUCGUGUCCGAUCCAGAGCCCGGUUCAGUUGACGACGUCUCGCUGAUUCUGAACCAACCAUGGCUCGCAUCGCUUGUUCUGUAUGGCCCACUCGAAGCCAAGACAGCGGCCAAAACAUGGGAAGAUCUGCAGAAAUUCGAACCCGGAAGCACUUAUUUUGGUCCGAUUGCGGAUGAGAUUGAGUCUGCUUACGUCCUCAACGCGAUUUACGUUCCUCCAUCUCAGAGGCGCAAGGGCUUGGCGAAUAAGCUGAUCGAGUAUGCCAAGGAACUUACAGUCAGACAAAAUGAGGGCAAAAAAGCUAUGCUGGUUCUUCUUGUCAACUUCGACUCUGUCGCGGCUAUGAAAUGCUACGAGAAGUCGGGAUUCGAAGCAGUGCAUGAUUACUGGUUCGAUGAUCCUAAUACUUCUGGAACGUCUCGAGGUCAUGCAGCUGUCAUGAGAUUGGAUAUCGGCGGGAAUGAUUCCUCAAGCUAG
Messenger RNA from Fusarium odoratissimum NRRL 54006, 681 nucleotides. RefSeq lists its product as uncharacterized. The coding region runs from base 1 to 681 and encodes 226 amino acids. The transcript has a single exon. The record is from RefSeq and is a predicted model, not a curated record. Lineage: Eukaryota; Fungi; Ascomycota; Sordariomycetes; Hypocreales; Nectriaceae. Gene Ontology annotation, molecular function: acyltransferase activity, transferring groups other than amino-acyl groups.